This is a messenger RNA of Anopheles marshallii, 615 nucleotides long. Its product is annotated as thialysine N-epsilon-acetyltransferase. Gene Ontology annotation, molecular function: N-acetyltransferase activity. Lineage: Eukaryota; Metazoa; Arthropoda; Insecta; Diptera; Culicidae. The transcript is spliced from 3 exons. Bases 1 to 615 code for a protein of 204 amino acids. The record is from RefSeq and is a predicted model, not a curated record.
AUGGCAACGGCCCGCAAGGAUAGCGGUGUGAUCGUACGGAAGACGCAGAAAGAUGAUCUGCCGGAAGUGAUCGCUAUGAUACAGGAGUUGGCAGACUUCGAGAAGAUGUCGGACGGACCCCAGCUUUCCGUGGACGACUUGAUACGGGACGGUGGAUUUGAGGAGCAAGGAACGGCGGACGGUGCACCAGUGUUUCAUAGUUUUGUGCUGGAAGCUCCUGCCGACCCGGAAUGCCUAGCUAAUCAGGAACGGUUAACGUCAUUGCAAUCGGUCGAUCCGGCAAACGCAAGACCUCUAACCCGGAAAUUGAUUGGAUACGCUAUCUGCUACUACUCUUACUCAACAUGGCGAGGAAAAUCGCUCGCACUGGAAGAUAUUUACAUCCGUCCGACCUACCGUGGUAAUGGUUAUGGAGAGUUGUUCCUUCGUGCCUUAGCAAAACACGCUCAGGAUAAACGGUGCGCGAGAAUCGAUUUCCAUGUGCUGAACUGGAAUCCUGCCACAAAGUUUUAUCGCCGAAUGGGUGCCAUGGAUUUAACGGAAACUGAAUGCUGGCACUUUUAUCGACUUCAAACGGACGCGAUUGAACAGCUCGCACGUAACAACUUGAAGUGA